GAGCAGCAAGAGCAUUAUACUAGACUACAUUAUUACAAUGUUAGCGAUCUGGAAGGAUUCAUUGGAUCUUUUCUGUUAUAUGUUCUAUCUCAUUGUAGCAUUUGACUAUUCAUUCUCUUCUAUCUUUUUUUGCUAUCAUUUAAUUAUAAAUUAGUUAUUUGAUUUAAAAAAACCAAUGAUGUGUCAAUCUCUUAAUGGUUACUAAAGAUUGUAUUAUCACUCAUAUUAAAACAUUUAGUUGAUUCUCCCUAAGUCCCUAGGUUCACAACUUCACAGGUCCAUCACCAAAUAUUCAACUUAAUUAGGCCAUCUCAUCUAUUAAUAUCUAAAAGCAAAAUAAAAGUGGGCCAACUCUUCCCGCUCAAAAAUGUCACUUUCAGCAGUUAAGUGCAAAUUCCAAUUAAAUUAGAGCUCUAUUAGGUGUUAACGUUUUGUAUUUCCUUAAUUAGUGCUCUCCGGCCAAUGCAAGACGUUAGAUAUGUGGUUCUACGGAGUUUAGCUACUGUUUUGAUUUGUUAUAGAUUUUCCUGUGUUUGAAAAUUUGUUUUUCAUUGGCCGGUUUGGGGUGGUGGGCUGGCAGAUAGCUAUUUUGGAUUUUCCCAGGAUUUCCCACUCACGUGCCUUCAUUUUCAUUGGCUGCUUUAAAGCUCAUAGCUAGCAAUUAACUACAGAAAUACAAGCAUUCAUUCUUAAAGAUGGUUGGGAUGUGGUCGUUGUUUCGUGAGAUUGAUCAGAGCAGAACCACAUGGGCAAUUAAGGCUAGGGCUAUAAGAGUGUAUCGAGAACCAGCACAUGACUGCUUCCCAGAAUCGUUGGAGGUUGUUUUCCAUGACGAAGAGGGGUCCAAGAUGCAUGCGCAUAUUCCGGACCAGUUCAUCAAUAAGUUCAUUGGCAUCUUCAAGGACGGACAUUUGUUUGCAGUGAAAAAUUUCAUGGUGGAAGAGAACUACAUGUUCUUUAAAACCUCAACAAGUGCCUAUAGACUUCGUUUUUUAACAAAAGUGCUGCAUUUGAGAUCAAGGGGGUUCCAUUCCCCAUAAGAAUUUACUCACUGGUGUCUUUUGCUUCAUUGCAAUCCCAAGACACCAUUGAUGAGAAAUUUGGAAUCGUUGCGAUUUAUAUUGACCUAUCUUGAUAUUUAAAACUUAUUAUAACCCCGUUAGACCCACUAAUAUAGUUCUAUUAUCCAGACAUAAUGGGCCAAGUAGUGCACGACAAAGACCCAAAAACAAUUUUGAAGAACUCAGGCAUAAGAGAUUGCCAAUCAUCUGUACUACUAGAGACGCAUCUAUAUAAGAUAUUAUGUUAAGAUAUACCUAUGGACUCUUAGGUGUUGGAAUUCUAUCAACUUACUUAUGUGUGUAUAAAAUAUGUAGGCAUGUAAUGACAACUGAUUAUGGUCCUCGGGUGUUUGGCAGAGAUAUAACCGAUCGGAAAACCUAUGGAAGCAACGCCUUACGUGUUAAAUAUAGGUAUAUUCACUUUGCUUAAUCGUUAUUUUUUUAAACCUUCUGAAUAUGUUGAAAAAUAUUGUUCCAUUAUUUUUUUGAGGAUUUCACGAAUAUUUUAAAUAGUAUUUGGAAAAUUGAUUUUGUGACGGAAGUGUAAUGCAGCACAUAUAAAGGCAAUGUUAUAUAACCAGAUUCAUAUGGAUGAUGUGCAUAGAGUGGCGUACCUUUUAUCUCUUUGGAGGCAUAUGUGUUGCCCUACAUCUAUCCUAAAUCUAUUUAAUAGAUUUACAGACCCAUUUAAAAACAAAAUUUAAAAAAAUAAAAACCCUGCACAGAGGGAUUCCUCAAAGCUGCGAUAUCAGGAUCGUUAGGCUGGCCCCUGCAUUUCCGAGUUUAAGUCAACACCAGGAUUGAACAAUAAUUCCAACCUUUGUAAGUUUGUAACACAAUGUGCAAGGAAUGAAAAUGAUUAAAAGUGAAUCUUUGUC
Molecule: messenger RNA, 1939 nt
Organism: Cuscuta europaea
Lineage: Eukaryota; Viridiplantae; Streptophyta; Magnoliopsida; Solanales; Convolvulaceae
Source: the annotation of a GenBank genome assembly